This is a messenger RNA of Jaminaea rosea, 872 nucleotides long. RefSeq lists its product as hypothetical. The record is from RefSeq and is a predicted model, not a curated record. The coding region runs from base 97 to 507 and encodes 136 amino acids. Gene Ontology annotation, cellular component: endoplasmic reticulum membrane; COPII-coated ER to Golgi transport vesicle. Gene Ontology annotation, biological process: endoplasmic reticulum to Golgi vesicle-mediated transport. The transcript is spliced from 6 exons. Lineage: Eukaryota; Fungi; Basidiomycota; Exobasidiomycetes; Microstromatales.
CGCGCUAACAGAACACCAGCAUAUACGCACACUGCUCCUUAGUACAAUACCCUACAAGCACAGAACAAGCAAAGCAACAAAGGAUCAUCAGCCAAGAUGCCGGGAGAAGGAUGGCUAUACCUCCUCGCGGUGCUCAUCGCAGCAGCGCUACUCUUCACCAUGGUCUUCUACAUCAUCAUGUUCUCCGACCUCGAAUGCGACUACAUCAACCCGAUCGACCUCUGCAACAAGCUCAACCAGUUCAUCCUCCCUGAAAUGAUCGUCCACGCUUCCCUCACCCUACUCUUCCUCCUCAGCGGGCAAUGGCUGGUCUUCCUGCUGAACGUGCCACUGGUAGCAUGGAAUGCGAAAAAAGUGAUGGACAAAAACCACCUACUCGAUGCAACAGAGAUAUUCCGGACGUUGAACAGUCAUAAGAAGCAGGCUUUCAUCAAGCUGGCCAUCUUCUUGUUGAGCUUCUUCCUUUAUCUCUACAAGAUGAUUGUGGCACUGAUUGCGUGGGUAUGAGCUGGUUGAAUGAUGUAUCAUGGGAAAGGGCCAUAGAGAACAGGGAGACGAUGGCGGUACGUGCGCGAUUGGUGGGGAUGCGGGCUGGAGCCGCUACGUGCGGCCACAAUUGAGGAGCCUCAGGGGCAACCGGAAGAGUCUGCGUGGGGCGAUUAGGAGGGCCGCGGUCACUUUGCGCGUGAGCGAGGGACUGACGUCGUCUCUCCUCUUGACUCUGACAUCACAGGGACGUGGAGUGAGGUACCGAGGCCAAAGGAAAGAGAAGCAAAAGCACUUAAUGGGGAUCAGCGGCAACGAAGUCAUGUUAGCAGGCAAGAGAGCAUGAGGGGGCGAAUGAAGGAGGCGAAGCAAAGCACUCGACGGCG